Ceratitis capitata (Mediterranean fruit fly) is the source of this 3393-nucleotide messenger RNA. RefSeq names its product 26S proteasome non-ATPase regulatory subunit 1 (gene Rpn2). Lineage: Eukaryota; Metazoa; Arthropoda; Insecta; Diptera; Tephritidae. The transcript is spliced from 4 exons. Bases 193 to 3288 code for a protein of 1031 amino acids. Gene Ontology annotation, biological process: proteasome-mediated ubiquitin-dependent protein catabolic process; regulation of protein catabolic process. The record is from RefSeq and is a predicted model, not a curated record. Gene Ontology annotation, cellular component: proteasome complex; proteasome regulatory particle, base subcomplex; nucleus. Gene Ontology annotation, molecular function: enzyme regulator activity.
AUUCAACAAUUUUGACAGAAGUGAUUUGCAGUUUUGGGUUUUGCUAUUGGAUAUAUUCAGUAAUUGUGAAAAGGCCUGAAAGAAAAAAUUAAAAAUUGUACGAAAAAUAUUAUUAUAAUUAGUGUUCUUUUAAAUAAAAAGUAAAUAAGUGGAAAAAAUAUUGUGAAGGCUUAUAAGUAAACAAUCAUCACAAUGACUUUAACGUCCGCCGCUGGUAUCAUCUCGUUGUUGGAUGAGCCAAUGCCUGAUUUAAAGGUAUUUGCUCUGAAAAAACUCGACAACAUCGUUGACGAGUUUUGGCCAGAGAUUUCGGAAUCCAUUGAAAAAAUUGAAAUGUUACACGAAGAUCGUGCAUUCCCGGAAAAUAAGUUAGCUGGCAUGGUUGCUUCUAAAGUAUUCUAUCAUUUGGGAUCAUUUGAAGAUGCCUUGACCUACGCAUUAGGUGCUGGAGAUUUGUUCGAUGUGAAUGCACGCAACGAAUACACUGAAACUAUUAUUGCAAAGUGUAUUGACUUUUACAUUGCACAACGUAUCGCCUUUAUUGAAAAUCCGAAAGAUGCAAAGACAGUAGAUACGCGUCUAGAAGCCAUUGUUAAUCGUAUGAUUCAACGCUGUUUGGAUGAUGGUCAAUACCGACAAGCUUUGGGUAUUGCCCUAGAAACACGCCGCAUGGAUAUUUUUGAACAGUCCAUUAUGAAGUCUGAUGAUGUUAGUGGCAUGUUGGCUUAUGCCUACAAUGUCACCAUGUCAUUAAUUCAAAAUCGAGGUUUCCGUAAUGAAGUACUACGUUGCUUGGUGGGUUUAUAUCGUGACUUGGGAGUUCCAGACUAUGUAAACAUGUGUCAGUGCUUGAUAUUUUUGGAAGACCCACUAGCAGUUGCCGAAGUGCUGGACAAACUAACACGCUCUUCCGUCGAAGGAAAUAAUUUAAUGGCUUACCAAAUUGCAUUCGAUUUAUAUGAGUCAGCAACCCAAGAAUUUUUGGGUAAAGUACUCCAGGCACUUAAAGAAACAGCACCUAUCCCAACCGCAUUGCCGACAACCUUUAAGCCGCAAGGAACAAACCCUUCUGGCAGUGAUGACGCAUCAAAAUCAUCCAGUGAAGAUAAACCAAAAUCCGAAGAUUCCCCAGGAGACGCUGAAGGCGAUGCUAAAAUCGAACGAACGAUUGACUCACUAAACGAUUCUGAGAAAGCUCAUCAGAAAAAUAUUGAGAAACUUAUCUCUAUUUUGUCCGGCGAAGUAACAAUUGAUCUUCAAUUACAAUUCUUGAUCCGCAGCAAUCAUGGUGAUCUACAAAUCUUACGUGGCACCAAAGAAGCCGUGCGGGUGUCUAUUUGUCACACUGCUACCGUUAUUGCAAAUGCAUUCAUGCAUGCCGGUACUACGUCCGAUCAAUUCUUACGUGACAAUUUGGAUUGGUUAGCUAGAGCUACAAACUGGGCAAAAUUGACCGCCACUGCAUCGUUGGGCGUCAUUCAUCGCGGUCACGAAAAGGAUUCUUUGGGUCUUAUGCAAAGCUAUCUGCCUAAAGAAACUGGCCCCAGCUCCGGCUAUUCCGAAGGCGGCGGUCUAUACGCUUUGGGACUAAUUCACGCCAAUCAUGGUGCGAACAUUAUCGAUUAUCUCUUGCAGCAACUUAAAGAUGCACAGAAUGAGAACGUACGUCAUGGCGGUUGUUUGGGUUUGGGUCUGGCCGCGAUGGGCACUCAUCGACAAGAUUUAUAUGAACAAUUGAAAUUUAACUUGUAUCAAGAUGACGCAGUAACUGGCGAGGCUGCCGGUAUAGCGAUGGGUAUGGUAAUGUUGGGUUCUAAGAAUGCACAAGCCAUUGAGGAUAUGGUUUCGUAUGCCCAAGAAACCCAACACGAAAAGAUUUUACGAGGCUUAGCUGUUGGUAUUUCUUUGACUAUGUUUGCUCGCUUGGAAGAGGCCGAUCCAUUGGUAACCAGUUUGUCUACUGACAAGGAUCCGGUAUUACGUCGAUCUGGCAUGUACACAAUCGCAAUGGCCUACAAUGGCUCCGGAAGCAACAAAGCUAUUCGUCGCUUAUUACAUGUUGCCGUAUCCGAUGUAAAUGAUGAUGUUCGUCGCGCUGCAGUUACUGCUAUCGGAUUUAUACUCUUCCGUACACCAGAGCAGUGCCCUUCAGUUGUUAGUUUGCUUGCUGAAUCCUACAAUCCUCAUGUGCGUUACGGUGCCGCUAUGGCUUUGGGUAUUGCUUGUGCUGGUACUGGAUUACGCGAGGCAAUUGGUCUUUUGGAACCCAUGGUCAAAUUCGACCCCGUUAACUUUGUACGCCAAGGUGCACUCAUCGCUUCUGCUAUGAUCCUAAUUCAGCAUACCGAUCAGACUUGCCCGAAAACGACUUUCUUCCGUCAACUUUACGCCGAGGUAAUCACCAACAAGCAUGAAGAUGUCAUGGCCAAGUUUGGCGCUAUUCUCGCACAAGGCAUUAUUGAUGGGGGUGGCCGUAAUGCCACACUUUCUUUACAAUCGCGUACUGGACAUACCAACUUGCAAGCUGUUGUGGGAAUGCUUGUGUUCACUCAGUACUGGUAUUGGUUCCCAUUGGCGCACUCGCUUUCCUUAGCAUUUACACCCACAUGCGUUAUUGGUUUGAACUCGGAUUUGAAGAUGCCUAAAAUGGAAUUCAAAUCUGCCGCAAAACCAUCUUUGUAUGCCUAUCCGGCACCUUUGGAAGAAAAGAAAUCGGAGGAGCGCGAAAAGGUAGCUACCGCUGUGCUCUCUAUAGCAGCACGUCAAAAGCGUCGUGAAAUUGCUGAUAAGAAGGAAGAAGAGAAUAAGAUGGAUGUCGACGAGGACAGCAAGGAUUCCAAAAAGGAUGAUAAGAAAAUGGAUGUUGAUGAGAAGCCAGAGAAAAAAGAAGAUAAGAAAAAGAAGGAAGAGAAAGAAAAGAAAAAGGAGGAUGAGAAGGAGAAGGACAAGGAGAAGGAGAAAGAGAAAGAGAAAGAUAAGGAUACUGGCGAUAAAAAGAAAGACGAAAAAGAAAAAGAGAAGAAAGAAAAGAAAGAACCUGAGCCUAACUUUGAGAUUUUGCAGAAUCCUGCACGAGUUGUACGUCAACAGCUCAAAGUUAUAAGCGUUAACGAAUCACAAGCUUACAUACCAUUAAAAGAUGUUACCAUUGGUGGCAUUAUUGUACUACAACACACCGGUAAAUCUGUUGAGCAAGAACUGGUUGAACCAGUUGCCGCCUACGGUCCAAAGAAUGACGAUGCUAAGGAACCAGAGCCACCAGAGCCAUUCGAAUACAUAGAAGACUAAAUGGGAAUGCUUUUUAUCAUUUUGUAAUUUUAUUAUAACAAUUCUACAUACAUAUACUGCGUUUCACAUUUAAAAAACAUAUAAUAAAAUUAAAAUAAACUUUAA